Messenger RNA from Fusarium fujikuroi IMI 58289, 327 nucleotides. RefSeq lists its product as uncharacterized. NCBI's taxonomy places the organism in Eukaryota, Fungi, Ascomycota, Sordariomycetes, Hypocreales, Nectriaceae. Bases 1 to 327 code for a protein of 108 amino acids. The record is from RefSeq and is a predicted model, not a curated record. The transcript has 4 exons.
AUGUUCGCCAAGAUCUUUAGCGCUUUCCUGCUCGUCACCGCCGUGACAGCCAAGCUUCACGAUAACUGUGCUUGUCACAAUGGCGAUAGUUACAACUGGCGAUUGACUGCCGCUGCAUGCACAGAGUACAACGAUCAAGGCUACGAGUGGGGCGGUGCUACCUACAAUGAGACAUCUGGUCGUUGCGCCCAGGCAACCACUGAAGACAAAAUCGCUGGUGACCAGUGGGAGGAUGCUUGCAGGAAGAUCGCCGAGGAGGGCUAUGAUUGCGCUGACGGCGAAGGGAAGUGCUACGCUAACCCCAGCAAAGUCCGUGGCAGAUGUUAA